GCACCGCAUUAAUAGCAGUCCUAUAUCAGUUAUAUAGCCAGGCGCAUGCUCGGAUAUAAAAUCAGAAAGGAUUCAAAUCUGCACUUGUACCAUCUCACUUCACCCAGAAUUGUUUGUGGAUCUGAACAUUUAAGAAAUGACAAUGAAGGUUUUAUGCAGCAUAUACGUAGCGGCUCUGUUCAUUAGUUGUGCAAUGUGCCAGAGACCGAGGGGUGGACCGGGACCGAGCUCGAGGGGCUCCUCAUCCUCUGGAAUGUCAGAAAAUAUGAUGAAUAUGUUGUUGAUGAAAUCAUUGAUGGGACCAGGAGGUGGGAUGAUGGGUGGAAAUAAUCUGAUGACAUUAAUGAUGCUAGGAGGAGGAGAAAUGAUGCCGAUGGACGAUAUGCUAUCAAUGAUGAUGAUGAGAAGAAUGUUUUCAGGCGGUAUGGGAGGCGGUAUGGGAAGUGGUAUGGCGUCACCAGGCGCUUCAACCAACGCCCAAGGAUAAAUCCAUGUGCUUACGCUUCUAUAUAACGCCUUUCACACCCCAAUAUUGUUAUUAUAUAACAUGACUUUGAACACACUCACUGCUUGUUUGUUUGAGAUUUUAUAUUAAAAAAAGGAAAACUGAA
Magallana angulata is the source of this 611-nucleotide messenger RNA. RefSeq lists its product as uncharacterized. The coding region runs from base 137 to 487 and encodes 116 amino acids. The transcript is spliced from 4 exons. The record is from RefSeq and is a predicted model, not a curated record. NCBI's taxonomy places the organism in Eukaryota, Metazoa, Mollusca, Bivalvia, Ostreida, Ostreidae.